Symbiodinium pilosum is the source of this 357-nucleotide messenger RNA. NCBI's taxonomy places the organism in Eukaryota, Dinophyceae, Suessiales, Symbiodiniaceae. The record is from the annotation of a GenBank genome assembly.
GUGCACAUGGCGGGACUUUCGCCCAGCGGCGGAGGAUAUCAUGUGAAGCUGUGCGAGCUUCUAGGUCCUGAGCCCGACGCUACAUGCAUGCCAGCCGAGAAGGUGUCGCUGUUGCCCACCUUCCUUUCGACCGAAUGGCCGGCAGGCUCUGCUGAUGAGCAUCCUAUCCCCCAAGGGGUGCUACGAGAAAAUCCCGUGGCAGAAAGGGUGCUUCGUCCAAAUCCCGUCGCAGAAGGGGUACUGCGCGAACCCAGCACUGCGCCGUUGAUGAGACAGGCUGCGCACACCCUUCCGCCCGGCGUUGCGCAGCAUGGAGCGGCAGCGCAGCCUCUUUUUCCACCAGCGCCGCCAGCACAA